This is a messenger RNA of Adelges cooleyi (spruce gall adelgid), 1862 nucleotides long. RefSeq names its product branched-chain-amino-acid aminotransferase, cytosolic (gene Bcat). Gene Ontology annotation, molecular function: branched-chain-amino-acid:2-oxoglutarate transaminase activity. The transcript has 8 exons. Gene Ontology annotation, biological process: L-valine biosynthetic process; L-leucine biosynthetic process. Bases 308 to 1606 code for a protein of 432 amino acids. The record is from RefSeq and is a predicted model, not a curated record. Gene Ontology annotation, cellular component: mitochondrion. Lineage: Eukaryota; Metazoa; Arthropoda; Insecta; Hemiptera; Adelgidae.
AACUGUAUCAUACGUGAUAAGGCCACAAGCAUACUAAUAAUAACCAACUUGUUUAUUUGAAUCGGUUCUGAGCAGUUUUUCUUCAGUGUCCGUUCACAACUCAAGCCUGCCAUAUUAUUAUUUUUCCCCACCGAUAUUUUGCCAAUAAUAUUAUAUAAGGGACGGAAAAAUAACCCGAGAAGCAAAAUUUACUUUUGGAACCCUUGUGUUCGUUUUAUUCAAGUGCAAACUCAGACAUACUUUUUUUAAUUUCAAACAACGAAGUGCGCAUGACUAUUUUUGUUGCAAUAAUUUGAGUGUUUUUAAAAUGGCGUGCGUCGAUUCACUUCUUUCGCUUACACAAAGGCUCCUCAGACAAAAAAAGACAUGCAGAAAAGUGUUGAGUAUUCAACAUCUCUUGUCUAAAAGGAAUCAGUCAUCUGUAUCGCAUAGAGAUUCGGAUAAGACACAAUGGUACGAAUCUGAAAUCGAUAUCACGUUGUCUAAAUCAUCAAAGUUGAAAGAAAACGGCAUCAACAUCAUAAAAAGCGGAGCCAACAUCAAAUUCGGUACGAUAUUUACAGACCACAUGCUCAAAAUAUCCUACGAUAAACAUGCCGGUGGCUGGCAAAAACCAUACAUUACACCCAUGGAACACCUUAGCUUUCAUCCAGCAGCCAAAGUUCUUCAUUACGCUACUGAGGUGUUUGAAGGCAUGAAAGCUUACAGAUCGGUUCGGGGACACAUGACCUUGUUUAGGCCGGAACUGAACCUCGAGCGGCUUAAUUCGUCGGCCCAACGAGCCGGUCUACCACAAAUCGACGCCGACGUGUUGCUUAAGUACAUCGAACGGCUAAUAAUGAUCGAUAACGAGUGGCUCCCCAUUUCCGCACCACUCAGUUUGUACAUUAGGCCUAACCUGGUCGGCACCGACGGCACCCUCGGGGUCGGAGUGACGGAAAAAGCUUUGCUGUACGUGAUCAUGUGCACGGUUGGUCCAUACUUCUCCAGUAAAUUCAAGUCCGUGCGACUGAUGGCCAAUCCCAACUUUAUCAGAGCCUGGCCGGGAGGCAGUGGCGACAAGAAAAUGGGUGCUAAUUAUGCUUCCGCGUUGUAUCCACAGAAAUUAGCGUUGGAAUGCGGUUGUCAUCAGUUGUUGUGGUUGUUCGGCGAAGACAGACAGAUCACCGAGGCCGGUACCAUGAACGUGUUCAUAUUCUACAAAAAUCAAAACGGAGAAAAAGUAUUGUGUACGCCGCCACUGAACGGACUCAUAUUACCAGGCAUCACCAGACGGACCGUCUUAGACUUAACCCGACAGUGGGACGAAUUCAUUGUCGAAGAGAGAAAUUUCACAAUGGCCGAGCUCAUCGAACUUAACCAGAACAAAAAAUUACUCGAAGUGUUCGGAAGCGGCACUGCUGCGGUUAUCAGUCCAGUGUCAUCUAUACUAUACGAGGGAGAGGAUAUACACCUAACCACUACCGAUUUACCGGACCCUCUACACGUCAGACUAUUCAAAGCCAUAACAGAUAUCCAGUAUGGCAUUAUCGAACACCCAUGGGCUAAGACACUUAACGAGAGACCUCAACUAUGUGAGAAACAAGCGUUUACCAAUUUAUAUUAAUCCAAUGAGUUAUUAGCUCAAGGAGCUUUUUUCUUCUGUUAACUGUUUUUUUUUUAUUUGUUGAUAUUAUUGUUAUAUUUUUUUAAUUUUAAUACUACGAUACCUAUAAUUAUUGUUUGUUUACUCAAAACGCGUUAUGUUGACGAAAAAAAAGAUACCAAAGAAUACAAAAAGUUUCGAAUGAAACGAUUAUAAACUAGAUUUAUAAAGAAUCCAGUAAUAUAUUUAUUAAUUUUUAAAAAAACGGUGAUAUUUG